AUGGAUCAGAGUUCACUUCCUCCUCCACCCCCGCCGCCCAAGUCGGCCAUACCUCGUCGUGGGCCUCCUCUCACGGCCAUUCGAACAGACCUUGCGCAGCAGCAGCCACCGCCGCCGCUGCAACAGCAACAACACCAGCAACCGCAACAGCGCACCCGUCCAGUUCUACAGAAACCCCGCCCUCAACGCCUCCGACCUACUGAAGUCAUCGCAAACCAACCGCCAAGCGUCCCACUACAAUCCGAGCCGACGAAAAGGGUAGCUUCUAAAACCAGUCUACGGGGCCUAUUUGCGCGAAACAAAGCUCUGCGCGAGGAAAGAAAGACAGAAAUUACUCUACCAGCGGUUGGUGAGAGGCGCGGUUCGGCGACUCCGUCAACCACAGCGCCGGAUACCCCGCGGUCUAUUGCGCAUACAUUUGCUUCCGGAUCGACAUUGCAUGGAUCGCCGCAAGUGGCUACGCCGACAGAAUCGACAUUCAAUUCGGAUAGACCGAGAAGGAGUACACAAGUGAAACCGGAACCGAAUUCAAAGGUCGCUUCGUCGUGGACACCUCCGCCGCUGUUUCAGGCGUACCCGCAGGCGUCAAAGCAUGCACGGCUUGCGGUUCCUAAUAUUUCUCCAGAUACAAUUCUGCGCACACAGGCAACGCAGGCUGUAAAUUCUCGCAAUGCUUCUCAACCAGAUGAGGGAGAAGGCGGAGACGCCGACGUUGCAAAGAAUGGCAAGAAAGGCGCAAAAGACAAGAAACCCGUCAAGCGCGGUCGAGCAAAUACACUCGACCAGGUUGUACUUCUCAAAAAGAUAUUCGUGCUGGUAACGGCGGGCUACCUCCUACAAUACUCUGGAGAGGGCAGUUAUAACCGACUCCCAGAAAAGAUUAUGCGCCUUGGCCCAGCUUCAGCCGCCUUUGCCAGUGACUCUAUUCCGGGGAAACAUCAUGUCGUGCAAAUAUCACAAAAGUCUAUAGAUGAUGGCACGGCUCCUGCAGCUUCUGGACGCACAUUCCUAUCAAGAUUUGGUUUGCAUACUUCCGAGUCACGUCGGUCCGUACGGACAUUUUUAGUCAUUAUGUCUAGCGCUCAGGAGAUGAAUAGCUGGCUCAUUGCAUUUAGAAAGAUGAUUGAGUCCUUGGGUGGGAAGAAAUAUGUCCCAGAACCGGCGCUAGGCGAUGACAGCGAAGUUCAAGAAGUCCCUAGUAAUACCUUCCUUGCCCACCGUGGUUCAAGACUCCUGGCUAGUCGCAAGCCCAGUUUGAGAGAGCCUAAUCCGCCCUCCCCAUUAUCGGACACAUUUCCACUUCCACCCUCGGCAGCUUCUACUCAUAGGAGGAGUUUAUAUCAAGAGGAAGAACAAGAGCAGCAACCGCGGCAACAACCGAGAAUACCCAGUCCAGUGAAGACGUCAAAUCGCCUUUCAAUCCCAGGACCACUAGAUAUUGUGACAAUCCCCACAGCGAAUACAUUUGGGGAAUCUGAUAUAAUCUUCGAAAAUCCGCGAGAUGUUCCUCAACCAACACAAUCAAGCAAAGUCACCCCCAAUUCUCCCCCGCCUAUACCACCCCUUGCGGUCGAGACGCCCGCUCAAUCUCCUUCAGUGACUCCACGGCUGCGAAAACCUUCAACGUCCACCAGCAAUAAUACAAAUCGGCGCUCAUUUAUUUCGUAUACCGCAACCCAACUAGAACGCCAAGGAGAGAUUGCCAGAGCUAGUCGUCCUUUGUCGUUUGUCGGCGAUGGCCCUAGUAGCACUGCUACUCAGAAAGGUCCAUCUCCUCCCCCACAAAAUAGAAGCGUUCCGGGCCCCAAUGUACGACUUUCUUUACUGCGUGGUGACAGUUCACGGUCAAUAUUGUCUGAUGAUGGCGCAUCACGAAAGGCGCCUACGAUAGAGCCUGCAUCAAAAGUCCCUAACAGAACUGCGCAAGAAGCCCCAACAUCAAGCGUUGGAAUAAAACCCGACUCAAUUCUCAACACACAAAAGCGACAAUCAUUGAUGUUGUCAAGCCAAAGCGCGAACCCAACUAGUAGUUCGGCUAUUGCAACUGCCAGGACGAUCCCUACCAUCCCACCUCGUAAAUAUUCAUUGACGAGAACGGAAAGUUCUGAAUGGGUCACGCCUGCAUCUGGCACCCCAAGACACUACCAAAAAACUAAGUUGCCAGACAUGAACCAUACGCCUCGCUUGCCACAACAAAGACUUGCCCAGCUGACUCAAUCUCGGCUUCCAUCCGUCACUGAAAAGGGACGGCCUCUGACUCGGCUGCCAAAGAUGAACAGUGAUUCUUCGGAGUCCACAAUACCUACAACUACACCGCCACCAAGCAAUCUUGCUCGGUUCGCCUUGGGCAAGGAUAGAGCAAGCAGAGCACCUGCUUCUACAUCCAAAACAGGAGACCCUCAGAAUCGAAGUGCAUCCGUAGUAAGCCAUCAACAACCACCACGUCAGACGACAACCACGUCCGUCUCUGAAGACCAACCAGGACCACAGAGUCGAACCACCACUCCAGCUUCCUCGCCACAAACGCCCCAAACGCCUAGAGAAGAGUCCAGUCGACGCAACUCGCUCAUCACCUCCCAACCACAAUCCCAACAAACAUCCCCUCGCGCACGCCGCAACCCCAAUCUAUCCCUCCUACCGCCCGCUCCUCCACCAAACGUUCCCCUCCCUGAUGCACCACCGCCAAACAUAGCCUUCCGACAUAUUUCCCUUUGGCAAAAACGACAUCUCCAGCAACCUUCACAGCCUCCGCAAUCACAAUUACCACAACCACCUCCUCUCCCACCGCCGCCGCCGCAACAAACGCAACAACAAACACAUCUACCGCGACCAUCCAUAUCAUCCUCAUCCCUGGCAUCAGCAGCAUCCUCACCCGCUCCUCCUGAGGCCUCGGCAAAUCAACAACACGCCCGCCGCCGAAGCUCUGAAUUGCGCAGCUUACAUCUCCAAAUGGCAAACAUGCUAAACGACAGCAUCAUGCACAGAAAACAAUCCGACGUCUCUCUCUCAGGAACUACUACCACUACUACCACCACCACGGCUACUACCACGGCAGACGCAACGCCAACAUCCGAAUUUCCGCCGCCAUUGGGUCUGAAUCUAAACUUCAAUCCGCCGCAAAAGCUGAACGAGCAGUCGCAAUAG
Messenger RNA from Talaromyces marneffei, 3144 nucleotides. RefSeq lists its product as uncharacterized. NCBI's taxonomy places the organism in Eukaryota, Fungi, Ascomycota, Eurotiomycetes, Eurotiales, Trichocomaceae. The transcript has a single exon. The record is from RefSeq and is a predicted model, not a curated record. Bases 1 to 3144 code for a protein of 1047 amino acids.